Linepithema humile (Argentine ant) is the source of this 4475-nucleotide messenger RNA. RefSeq names its product xanthine dehydrogenase/oxidase. Gene Ontology annotation, molecular function: oxidoreductase activity; 2 iron, 2 sulfur cluster binding; iron ion binding. The record is from RefSeq and is a predicted model, not a curated record. NCBI's taxonomy places the organism in Eukaryota, Metazoa, Arthropoda, Insecta, Hymenoptera, Formicidae.
GCAUGUUAGUAGCUCGCGAACGUUAGCACACGAUAGGAUCGGCUUUGUAAGAAUCACAGCGUCUGUCCACAUCAACCUCAAACUCACAAAACUCGUCAAACGGGUUAAUCAGCCUUGAACUAUUUACGAAAUCAUCCGCCUACCUGAAGCAUCAGUGACGAAAAAUCUGAUAGAAUAACCAGUUUAAUUAACGGAUUAAGCAUACAGAGAGUGAACUAUGGGCACAACUGUCAGUUGCGAAGGGUAGGUCAACAUAGAAGUAUUCUAAGUGAAGGACUCGUAAAUCUUGUAAGAGCGUGUGUAUCAGUGAACGGAGGAUUAUCUCAUACACUUGUGGCACACGUAGCAAACGACAAUGCCGACGAUAAAGCAAAAACUGUUGGAUGCCAAAAACUUGACGAUUAACUCCGCGACUAACUCCACGAUCAACUUCACGAUUAAUGAAGUACCAUACACGGUGUCCGGAGAUAUACCGGCUAGCACGUCACUCAACGUUUACAUUCGCGAUCAUGCAAAAUUACGCGGCACAAAAGCUAUGUGCCACGAGGGUGGCUGCGGCGCCUGUAUCGUGGCCGCGGAAAUCAAGGGCGAGACGUUGGCCGUGAAUUCCUGCCUCGUGCCAAUAUUCAUCUGCGAUGGAUGGGCCAUCCGCACAAUCGAAGGCCUGGGAAACAAGAAAGAUGGUUAUCAUUCGAUGCAAGCUACACUUGCGGUAAAAAAUGGUUCGCAGUGUGGAUAUUGCUCGCCUGGUAUGGUGAUGAAUCUUUACAGUCUCUUGAAAGACAAAAAGCUGACCAUGUUGGAAAUCGAAAAUUCGUUCGGCAGUAAUAUCUGUCGCUGCACAGGCUAUCGUCCAAUCUUGGACGCGUUCAAAGGAUUCGCUAGCGAUGCACCCGCGUCAAUGGUGAAGGAGAUUCGCGAUAUCGAGGAGCUCUACCAGAUCAAAACCUGUCCGAAGGACGGAAAGCCGUGUACGUUCCGUUGCGGGAGCAAAAAAUAUUCAGAAGCAAAAACGUUGGAUAUAAAAUUGGAGGAUUCGGAAUUCUUCAAAGUUUAUACGGUUGACGAUUUAUUCGCAAUAUUUCAACAAAAGCCGAAGGCUACGUAUAUAUUAAAUGGUGGCAACACGGCGCAUGGUGUUUAUCGCGUGGGCAAAAACGAUCUGCGCAUCGACAUAAACGACAUCAAGGAGCUGCGUAACAUCGAGAAGACCAAACAGUCCCUGACUCUGGGCGGAAAUAUAUCCCUGACUUUGGCGAUGGAGACCUUCCGAAAGUAUUCGUCCGAAACCGGAUUCAAGCAUCUGCAACAUCUAGCCCAUCACAUCGACCUGAUUGCCAGCGUGCCGGUGCGCAACAUAGGCAGCCUCGCCGGCAACUUGAUGAUCAAACAUGCGCACCACGAAUUUCCAUCUGAUCUGUUUUUGAUGUUGGAGACCGCCGGCUCCCAAGUGCACAUUCUCGAGGGACCCGGCCGCAAGCAGAGCAUGAUGCUGCAGGACUUCCUGAAGUGCGACAUGCGCCACAAAAUCAUCUACAGCAUCGUGCUGCCAGCGUUGUCUGACGAGUACCAGUACAGAUCCUACAAAAUCAUGCCCAGAGCUCAAAAUGCCCACGCCCACAUCAACGCUGGCUUCCUCUUCAAGCUCGAUGGCGGUGGCAAGGUACUGGAGAAGCCUAACAUCAUCUUCGGCGGUAUCAACGAGCAUUUCCUGCACGCAAAGAAGACCGAAGAGCUGUUAGUGGGAAAAUCAAUCUUCGACAAGCAGGUGCUGAAGACCGCUUUGGAAACGUUACAUAAUGAGUUGCAACCCGAUCACGUGCUACCGGACGGCUCGCCGGAAUUCCGCAAAACCCUCUCUGAAGGAUUAUUCUACAAAUGUGUGCUGAGUAUUAGACCAGAAAACCUGAACGCCAGACUCCGCAGUGGCGGUCCUAUUUUGGAGCGAGGUCUCUCUUCAGCUAAACCGGACUACGAUACGGACAAGAACAUGUGGCCCGUGAACAAGCCCUUAGCGAAGAUCGAGUCAAUUCAUCAAACCUCUGGUGAAGCCCAGUAUUGCAACGACCUGCCACCAUACCCGGGAGAAGUUUUCUGCGCCUUCGUCAGCACGGAAAUCGCUAACGGUAAAAUCGAGAGUAUCGAUGCGAGCAAAGCGCUGGCCUUAAAAGGCGUGGUAGCGUUCUUCACCGCUAAGGACAUACCCGGCAAGAAUGCGUGCAUCUCGAGUAACAAUAAACUGAUGAUGAUGAACCAGGAUGAAAUACUGUUCGCGGACAAGGACGUGCUCUACGCGGGUCAACCGGUCGGCGUGAUUGCCGCCGAGACGCACAAUUUGGCGAACGAGGCCGCGAAAUUGGUGAAGAUCAAGUACAGCGAGUCCUUGAAAAAGAAGCCGGUAUUAACGCUCGAGGAUGCGCUCGCCUCGCAGGAUGAUACCAGAUUCAUGGUGGGUGCCACCAUUCCGCGACAAAAGAAAGGAGAAAAUGUAAAGCAUGUGAUAAAAGACGUUUUCUCAUGCGGCAGCCAAUAUCAUUACACUAUGGAAACUCAAUCUUGCGUUUGCGUUCCCGUGGAGGACGGAAUGGACGUCUAUCCAACAACGCAAUGGAUAGACAUCAUUCAAGUAGCGAUCGCCGACGUCCUAGGCAUCAAAAAUAAUAGUAUCAACGUCUCUGUGAAACGAAUUGGCGGUGCAUACGGAGCAAAAAUCUCGCGAAACGCGAUAGUAGCCUGUACCUGUGCGCUGGUGUGUCACAAACUGAAUCGUCCGGCGCGACUUAUCUUGAGUAUCGAGAGCAAUAUGCAUACGAUUGGCAAGAGAGUCGCUACACGCCAAGAAUAUGAGGUCGGCGUGGACGAUCAGGGGGUCAUUCAGUAUCUCGAUUCAAAACACUGGGGCAAUGGCGGCUGCAGCUUCAACGAACCCAUCGCUUUCGCCACAGUUCAUCAUAUAAUAAGUUGUUACGUGGGCGAUGUUAUGGAUAUCAUUGGAUACGAGGUAAGGACCGACAUACCAUCGAAUACAUACUGUCGAGCGCCAGGAUCUGCAGAAGGAAUAGCCAUGAUCGAAUGCAUAAUGGAGCACAUUGCGCGGGUAACAAAGAAAGACCCAGUGCAAGUCAGACUGGCAAAUAUGCCCGACGCGGAUAAGGUCAUACUAGAAAAGAUGAUCAAGGAUCUGUUUAAAUCGGCUGAUUAUGACAUGCGGAAGCAGGCAGUUGAAACAUUCAACAGCGAAAAUCGCUGGAAGAAAAAGGGCAUUUCUGUGGUGCCAAUGAAAUAUCCGCUCUUCUACUGGGGUCAAUUCAACGCUCAGGUGUCGAUUUGCGCGCGCGACGGUACGGUUGUCAUAACGCAUGGUGGUAUCGAGUGCGGUCAAGGUAUACAUACCAAGGUUGCUCAAGUGGUAGCUCACACGCUGGGAAUCGAUCUGGAAUUAGUCACCGUUAAAACGACCAACAAUAUAGCGGCACCCAACAAUUCUGUUACCGGAGGCAGUCUUGGAAGCGAAUCAUGCGCACAUGCCGCAAUUCAGUGUUGCAAAGAGCUCCUCAAUAGACUCGAGCCGAUAAAAAAACAAAUGAAUAAUCCAAGCUGGAAGGACCUUGUUUUGAACGCGUAUGAGAAGGACGUUGAUUUAUGCGCGCGUUAUAUGUCCGCGGCGACGAAAGAGACCGAUGUGCUGCAGGCCUAUUCCAUUUACGGCGUCACUAUCGCAGAAGUCGAGAUCGACCUGUUGACCGGCCAGCACAUCGUCAGAAGAGUGGAUUUAGUGGAGGAUUGCGGAAUAAGCUUAAAUCCGGAGGUCGAUCUCGGUCAGGUGGAGGGAGCCUUCAUAAUGGGUAUAGGAUAUUGGACAUCCGAGGAACUUGUGUACGAUCCUAAAACAGGAGCGAUAAUGAAUGACAGAACUUGGAACUAUAAACCGCCAGGAGUAAAGGAUAUCCCAGUCGACUUCCGCGCGACUCUCCUUAAGAACUCAGCCAACACCGUCGGUGUCCUUCGUUCAAAGGCGUCCGGUGAACCAUCGCUCUGCAUGGCUGUCGCGAUCCCGAUUGCGAUGCGCAACGCGAUGAGCUCAGCUCGGGCAGAGGUCGGAAAUACGGAUAUUUGGUAUCAGUUAGAUGCACCAUACACCAACGAACGUAUAAUUCGAAAUAGUUUAACCAGCAAGGACAACAUGGUGCUCUGAGAAUGAAAACGUGACGUCGUCAUUGGCGCGGACAAAACCAACGCUUAGAAUAAAUUCUAAUGGUUAUUGUCGUUCGUUUCUUUAAUCGCUUUUUAACCAGAAUAAAUUUAAGGCCUUAUGCAACAAGAUAGUUCACUUCGAUUACGUUUCGCCGAAAUACAAGAGGUGUUAGGGUUAUGAUAGCAAUGCGAUCAACUCAGUUAGUUAGUUUUAACAGGCUCUUAAUACAACUGUGGUUUUAUGGUAAAUAAUUUCAAUAAAUAUUCUCUAUUAAACGCCA